UGAAGGUCUGACAUCCACCAGAUUUCUCCGUUGCUUUUAUGUCCAUUUUGUUUUUGUGUAAAUAACAGCCCUUCAUCGCCCAUCUUGCCCAGUCUUCCAACACAUAUUUAAUCUUCCUAAUACCAACCUUCAUCCAAUACCUCAUAACCAACCUAAAAUCAACCCACCCUAAACCGCCAACAUGAAGUUCAUGAUUGCCACCGUUGCUGCCUUUGCGGCCACCGCUGCUGCUCUCAAGCUCACCGCGCCCGAGGAGAACGCAAAGUGGGAUCUGUCCCAGACCAACACCAUCAAGUGGGACCACGUCGACUCCGAUCCCGAGACCUUUCAGCUUGUCCUCGUCAACCACCAAACUGGCGGCGAGGUAGACAUGACCAUUGCGGACAAGGUCAAGACAUCGGACGGCGAGUACAAGCUCACCAACUUCGUCGCCGCCCCCGGCUCCACCUACAGCAUCAAGGCCUUCGGCACUGAGAAGACCAACAACGGCCAGCUUGCUGAGUCUCAGACGUUCAGUGUUACCAAGUCUGGAGUUUCCACAACCACUACUGCCACCACCGUCAAGCCCACUUCCUCAGGCACCCCUGCCACCUCUUCCAGCGCCACCCCCAGCCAGACCUCUAACGCUGCCACCGCCCUUGGCGUCACCUUUGGCGUUGCUGGUCCUCUUGCCGCCGUCUUCGCCAUGCUUUUUUAAAAGUUUGACAAGGCCUAAGGGAGGUGGAUACCAUACUGCACUACUGCAUGCAUAUAUAAAUAAGCGCGCUGUUUAGGAUUUUGAUACCACGCAUGACGACAGGGGGAAUGGGACAUAAUAUCGUACGAGUACGUAAC
Neurospora hispaniola is the source of this 834-nucleotide messenger RNA. RefSeq lists its product as uncharacterized. NCBI's taxonomy places the organism in Eukaryota, Fungi, Ascomycota, Sordariomycetes, Sordariales, Sordariaceae. Bases 182 to 697 code for a protein of 171 amino acids. The record is from RefSeq and is a predicted model, not a curated record. The transcript is spliced from 3 exons.